Calidris pugnax (ruff) is the source of this 1183-nucleotide messenger RNA. It is a transcript of the gene MARCKSL1, whose product is annotated as MARCKS-like 1. Gene Ontology annotation, cellular component: plasma membrane; cytoplasm. The transcript is spliced from 2 exons. Gene Ontology annotation, molecular function: calmodulin binding; actin filament binding. The record is from RefSeq and is a predicted model, not a curated record. Lineage: Eukaryota; Metazoa; Chordata; Aves; Charadriiformes; Scolopacidae. Gene Ontology annotation, biological process: actin filament organization; central nervous system development. Bases 81 to 788 code for a protein of 235 amino acids.
GGCUCUGCCCACUCCCUCUCGGCGCCGCUCGCCCGCCGAGCGCAGCCGCCGCGGCGGGGUCCGCCCGACGGGUCCGCACCAUGGGCAGCCAGGGCUCCAAGGCGGCCAAGGCGGAGGCCAGCGCUCCGCCAGCCGGCCACGCCGCCGCCACCGAGCCCGGUAAAGCCAACGGGCAGGAAAAUGGCCAUUUGAGGUUCAACGGGGACAUGACGCCCAAGGCGGUCGGCGAAGGGGCGCCCGUGAACGGGAACGGCUCUGCCGAACCCCUCCCGGAGGAGAGCAAGGGGGAGGCGGGCGGCGGGGACGCCAUCGAGCCCGCUCCCCCCGCCGAAGAGGGGGACGCCAAACCCGAAGGCGCCGCGGCCCCAAAGGACACCCCCAAGAAGAAGAAGAAGUUCUCCUUCAAGAAAUCCUUCAAGCUGAGCGGGAUCUCCUUUAGGAAGAACAAGAAAGAAGCCGGGGACUCCUCGGGGUCCUCUCCGACGACGGAGGAGCAGGGGAAGGUGGAGGAGAACCCCACUUGCUCGGCGACAGGGGGGACGGAGCCGUCGGCUCCCCCCGAGGAGGGGACAGCGGAGGAACAGGGCAGCCCCGGGGAGAGCGGCGAUGGGCAACAGCAGGGAGCUAAGGAACCCAAGGCUGCAGAAGCCGGGGAGAAAGAGGAGGAGAAGCAGCAGCCAGGGGGGGAAAACCCUGGGGACACAGCCAAACCAGAGGAGCCCUCAAAACCCGCGGAGCCCGAGCCCACGACAGCCCCCGUGGCGGCAGCGGAGCAGAAGGAAGAGUAGAGCCCACUUUGGCAUCGUCCUGAUUUAAGACUCUCACACCAUCCCAGUAACACCAUGGACUCGCUGCCGUGUGUCCCCCCCUCCCCAGCACCUCCCUGUCCCACCUAGGACUGACAACGCUCUCUAAAACCUAUCCCUCCUCCUGUUAUUUCUUCCCACCCCCUCCCUCCCUUCUUAGAAAGCUGGUUUGGAUUCCCACCACCACAACUCGGAGCAGUUUUAUCUUGAACCCCUUGGAACUGGGGAGGAAGACUAUCCUGGACAUAACUGGAAUUUACAGUUUGUAAGACCCCCAGCUCUCCCCCCACCCCGGCUCUGGUCUCCUGAUUGUCCCCUGUCCUCGCCCCCGACCCCGGCAGCCCCCGAAGCCCAGCAAACCAGUGACUGUUCAACGG